Messenger RNA from Delphinapterus leucas (beluga whale), 1763 nucleotides. It is a transcript of the gene TMEM164, whose product is annotated as transmembrane protein 164. NCBI's taxonomy places the organism in Eukaryota, Metazoa, Chordata, Mammalia, Artiodactyla, Monodontidae. The record is from RefSeq and is a predicted model, not a curated record.
GGAGGAAGACGGGGAGGAGGAGCCGUGCGCGGCGGCCGCGGCAGCCGCCGGGGGAGCCGAGUGCCCGGGCGUGGGGAGCGCGGGGAUCCAAGCGAGUGCCCAGCCGGGGCUGCAGGCCGACUGCCGAUUGGCCAACGGCUCGUUUCCACCCUGCCUCGUUGGUGGCCACUGGAGAAGCGCGGGGGGCUCCCCAGACAGCCGUGGGGACAAGUUAGAGCCAGCACUUUGCCCCGGGCCUCGCGUGUAGCUUCCCGUCCCCUGCUCUAGGUGCCCUGGUGUCCGGAGGGGGGUGCGGGUGCGGGGGUGUGCCCUCCGUACAUGUCCCACCACCCGGGCCACCCUCUGGGCUUGUGUUCCAUCUCGCUCUUGCUUCCUGCACGGUGGUCGAGGGGAACCACUUUGCAUCAUGUCCCGGUAUAGCUACCAAAGUCUCCUGGACUGGCUCUAUGGGGGCGUGGACCCCAGCUUUGCAGGCAAUGGGGGCCCCGACUGUGCUGCCUUCCUCUCUUGGCAGCAGCGGCUGCUGGAAAGUGUGGUGGUCCUGACCCUGGCCCUGUUGGAGAUCCUGGUGGCCCUGCGGCACAUCCUGAGGCAGACGAAGGAGGACGGUAGGGGUGGCCGUGGCUGCCAGCCAGAGCAGGUGACCCAGCGGCCAGAGGAAGGCAAAGAGAGCCUGAGCAAGAAUCUGCUCUUAGUAGCCCUGUGCCUGACCUUCGGGGUGGAGGUGGGCUUUAAGUUCGCCACCAAGACCGUCAUCUACCUGCUCAACCCCUGUCACCUGGUCACCAUGAUGCAUAUCUUUCUCCUGGCCUGCCCUCCAUGUCCGGGAGCUGUCGUCGUCUUCAAGCUACAGAUGCACAUGUUGAAUGGAGCUCUUCUUGCCCUGCUCUUUCCUGUGGUAAAUACGCGGCUGCUCCCCUUUGAAUUGGAGAUUUACUACAUUCAGCAUGUUAUGCUCUACGUGGUACCCAUCUACCUGCUCUGGAAAGGAGAGAUUGAAUAUUUGAUCACCUUUGCGAUGAAAAGAACCAACAGCAGUGAAAAGGCAGAGGAAGCCACAAAGUCCCCCUUCACAGAGAAAGGUGCUUAUACCCCGGAGCCCCUCAGCAGUUUCCGCUGGGCCCUUCUCUCGACUGGCCUCAUGUUCUUUUAUCACUUCAGCGUCUUGCAGAUCCUGGGCCUGGUCACCGAAGUGAAUUUGAACAACAUGCUGUGUCCGGCCAUCUCAGACCCAUUCUACGGCCCCUGGUAUCGCAUCUGGGCCUCGGGACACCAGACUCUCAUGACCAUGACCCACGGGAAGCUGGUCAUCCUGUUCUCAUACAUGGCUGGGCCCUUGUGUAAAUGUCUGCUGGAUUUGCUCCGGCUUCCAGCCAAGAAAAUAGACUGAAGGUGCUUGUGUUUUUUUUGUUUUGUUUUGUUUUGGGGUUUUUUUUUUCUUCUGCCCCUGAGGAAACAAGUCCUGACUCCACUUGGAGGACACCCAGCUCUUGAUGACAUCAUGGGAGAGGGCAGGAGGACGUUUGGUGUGUUUCUUUUUCCUUCCUCUCUGUCCCUUUCUUCCACCACUCUUCCUUCCCCGGCUCUUCCCCCAGUUCGGCUCCUGGAGCCUGGGCUGUAGUCCUGGAGCCUGGGCUGUAGUGCUGCAGCCUGGGCUGUAGUCCUGGAGCCUGGGCUGUAGUGCUGGAGCCUGGGCUGUAGUCCUGGAGCCUGGGUGGUAGUGCUGGAUCCUGGGCUGUAGUCCUGGAGCCAGGGCUGUAGUG